AUGAAGUUCACCAAGGCGAUUCUGACCACCACUAUACUGGCAGGCAGCUCUCUCGCCGCCCCUGGUAGUGGCCUUGUUGAGCGUCUGCAGGGCCGCGGCGCUCUGUCACGCCAAUCCUCACCCGCCGAAAAGAAGGGAAUUCUGCUCAAGCAAGGAGCCGAGGGAGGCAAAGUUCAAUAUAGCAAGAACUGGGCUGGGGUUGUGCGCGAGAAUCCACCAGCCAGGGCCACCUACACCGCUGUGUCUGCAACGUUCACCGUCCCAGAGCCAACAGCCACCAAUGAAUCUGGCGAGAUGCAGGCUGUGUCCGCCUGGGUUGGGAUUGAUGGUGACACUUACACCGAUGCGAUUCUGCAGACCGGCAUCGAUGCCUAUAUCCAGAAUGGCCAACAGACAUUUGACGCCUGGUACGAGUGGUAUCCAUUGAGUGCGGAGAACUUUGACCUGCAAUUAUCUGCAGGUGACGUUGUUGUCGCGAAGGUCGAGACAUUUUCGACUAGCAAGGGUGCUGCCAUCAUCGAGAAUAAGUCGACCGGCCAGAGGGUUACCAAGACCUUGUCUGCACCCUCGACAUCCGCCACCAUUGCUGGUCAAAACGCGGAAUGGAUAGUUGAGGACUUCAACACCGGUAAUAACAUGGUUCCCUUGGCCAACUUUGGCAAAGUUGACUUUACCGGGGCCCAGGCCGAGGCAGGUGGUGUGAGGUAUGGUACCCAUGACGCUGCCGUUCUGCAUAUUCAGCAAAAUGGCAACGUGAAGGCCCAUGUUAGAGUCCCAAGUGAGACUGAGUUCUCCGUUACCUACCAGUGA
Molecule: messenger RNA, 810 nt
Organism: Penicillium vulpinum
Lineage: Eukaryota; Fungi; Ascomycota; Eurotiomycetes; Eurotiales; Aspergillaceae
Product: A4/G1 family peptidase
Exons: 1
Coding region: 1-810 (269 amino acids)
Biological process (GO): proteolysis
Molecular function (GO): glutamic-type endopeptidase activity
Source: RefSeq, a predicted model, not a curated record